This is a messenger RNA of Dermacentor albipictus, 4536 nucleotides long. RefSeq lists its product as uncharacterized. Gene Ontology annotation, cellular component: membrane. NCBI's taxonomy places the organism in Eukaryota, Metazoa, Arthropoda, Arachnida, Ixodida, Ixodidae. Gene Ontology annotation, biological process: transmembrane transport; citrate transport. The record is from RefSeq and is a predicted model, not a curated record. Gene Ontology annotation, molecular function: succinate transmembrane transporter activity; citrate transmembrane transporter activity.
UGCCGCUGUAAUUACGACUCCUGGGCGGAGUAAUAUAUCAAGGAAGUCCCAGCUCGCCAGUGUGCCGAGGGCAACCGCCUCGCUUCCAUCGUCGAUCGCGUAGACACGUGACCUGAAUGCACACCCUCGGCUAGCCUACGGUGGCUCGCCUUGCCUCGGCAAGUCGUCUGCCCCGGAGGAAGCCCAGUUCCCCGCGUUCGCGCUGCACUAGCGAUCUUACGCGCACACACACACCGCGGCUCUCGCCGAAGCUGGCUGCUGUACGGCGAGGUCUUUAUCCCCUGUCCAUUGCUGUGUUACCCAUAAGUGCGCACCGUGCGUAGCCAGCGAGCAAGUGCACGUCACCUCGUGCAGAGAGCUUGUCAGAGCUUGUCAAUUUUGACCCUGGCCGGUGAAGGAACGUGCCGUGUCUCGCGCUUUUGUGCUUGAAGACUAGCUGAAACUGCAGCGAUCCGUCUUUCUGACGUGCCGAGAGUUGAGACUGCUGCAGGGAAGUACCGCCUUUCUGUUUAGCAAGUUUGGCACUUCGACGUCACUUCUUGCGGGAGGUGGAAGCGGCUCGGACGUCGUGUAUAUGUUGUACAGAUUGUGGCCGACCUGAAAAACAGCUCGUUUUAGAAGUCACCGACGGCAACGUUUGCUGCUGACUACAAACUUUCGAUGUUGUCCUACGUGCAGCGUCGCCUGCGCAUAAAGCAGCCGUGGUACAGCCCAGCGGACCAGUGUGAUGAUGGUGAUAACACGGACCCGGGUUCAACUUGUAUCGCAGGCGAGUCCUUGAGGCUUUCCGCGCCUGCCGUGACCCAGGUGCAUUUCGUUGGCUCUCGAGACCACCACGAACGCUGUGCGGCCGACGAGGAUAUCGGAACAGCUCGUCAAGGAUCAUCGUCUCCCGCGCGACCCCCAUCCGACGGCAUGGCGGGUAAAAGCGGCGACUGCCUGCUGGCUGCCAAGCGUGUUUUCUGGUUCGUGCGCUGUCACUGGCGGCGCAUCCUGGCACUCUUGGCGCCCGUGAUGCUCUCGCCUCUGCUCAUACUCCACGACAGCAAGGAAACGCGAUGUGCUUACGUCAUCCUUCUCAUGGCUGUCUACUGGAUGUUCGAAGUGGUUCACUUGUCCGUUACAUCAUUGCUGCCCGUCUGCUUGUUCCCUUUAUUCGGUGUGCUAGACACUGCAAGCACAACGGCACCAUACAUGAAGGAUGCCAUUAUGAUGUACUUGGCAGGCAUGAUCAUAGCAGCUGCUGUUGAAAACUGCAAUCUUCAUUAUAGGAUCGCACUUCGCAUUCUGCUCACUAUCGGCACCAAAACUCUCUGGCUUUUGUUGGGCUUCAUGGUCACUGCGAUGUUCCUGUCCAUGUGGCUGAGCAACAUGGCGACCACACUCAUGGUUCUGCCCAUCGUUGACGCAGUCGUCAACGAAAUCUGCAAGAAAAACUCUGAAGAGAGUCUCAGGAGCGGCUCUCCGGAAAGUGGGUACACCAACGAAGCUUUCCCUGCAAACAGCGCUGACGUGAACGUCGAAAGCUUUGAACUCCAGUCUAAGGAAGACGAUAAAAGAGCUUCGGGCUACGAAAGGUACCGGAACGCCAUGUUGCUGGGCAUCGCUUACGCGUCCAACAUUGGUGGCACGGGCUCGGUCAUCGGUACGGCUCCGAACCUGGUCCUCAUGGGGCUCGUCGAGGAGUUGUACCCCAUGUCCAGCUCCUUGAGUUUCGCAACGUGGAUGAUAUACAACGUGCCAAUCAUGAUUGUGUGCGUGGUCUUCGCCUGGCUCUACCUGUUUUUCCAGCUUGUUCCGAAAAGAUUACGUGGCAAUCAUCUGAACCCAGAAUCAGUUCGGAUCGCUAUCAGGAAACGCUACGAUGAGCUCGGAGCUUUAUCGUUCCACGAAGGUGCUGUACUGUUCAUCUUCGUCGUCACUGUGCUGUUGUGGUUCUUUCGGGACCCGUACGUCGUCACCGGCUGGUCCUCCUUCUUCGCAUUUGGCAAGAAAAUCAAGGACGCCACACCGGCCAUGCUUCUGGUGAGCCUGCUGUUCCUGGUACCGGCGAGGCCGAUCGCUGAGCCUCAGGGACCGGCUCUGCUCGAGUGGAACGUGGUGCAGAGAAAAAUUCCAUGGGGCGUCCUUCUGCUCAUGGGAGGCAGUUUCUCCAUGGCAGAGGCAUCAUCGAAAUCCGGGCUGUCGCGGAUGCUGGGCCAGUACCUGACCAGACUGGAUGUGCUUCAUCCGGUGUUGCUAGUAGCUGUUCUCUGCAUUUUCACCACCACAGUCACCGAAAUUGCUAGCAACACGGCGACUGCCAGUGUUCUCCUGCCCAUCACUAGUUACCUCGCCCAGGCCCUGAGGAUUCAUCCGUUCUUCCUCAUGAUACCUGUGACAGUAUCGGCGUCAUUUGCUUUUAUGUUGCCGGUGGCUACGCCUCCAAACGCCAUGGUUUACGAGCACGGAAGCAUGAAGCUGAAGGACAUGGUAAAGGCGGGAAUCGUGAUGAACAUCGCCUGCAUAAUCAUCGAAAUGGUUGCGAUUAACACUUUGGGCGCGUGGACAUUCGGUCUUUCCAGCUUCCCAGCUUGGGCUGAGAUGGGAAACUCUACAAUCUCGACAAGUCCGGUCAACGUCUCGACGUCGGCAAGCGCAUCCUAGCAGCGCUUUGAGAACAACAUUUUCAAGUACCUGAACGGAGAGAGUUAUAUUGUGUGCGAAGAGUGUAAUGCUCUGGUGUGAUCUUCGGAUAUUUGCUCGAGGACAUCUGCAAUACUCGGGCCUGGUUAGUAAGCUAUAACUGGAGGUGUCACUUGUAGAAGCAAGCGCUCACUGGCCGUUGAAAAUUUGAGUACUCAUGAUACUGAUCUAUAAACGACGGGUUAACGUGCACUCGAUUUUUUACAAAUGUUAUAGUGAAAGGUUCUACCCUUCUACAUAGAAGUUACGGACAUUAUGUUCCGAUAAAGAUUAGAAACUUCUUGUUCAAAGCAUUCUUGAAAACUCAUGGUUCAGCAACUCGCAUACUAUAUGAAAUCCGAGACACCCCCUUUCAAUCUAAAACACUGAUCAAUGAACAUUAGUCAACUUCGAGACCAGUAAUAUCAUCUCCCAGGAGCCUCCAUCUCAUCGCUGUUUUCAAAUGAUGAACACGCGUGCCACGAAGAUCCGCUUUCGUCGUCAUGUAUGACACGGCUGUCGCAAUAUGGCGUUGACAGGUCCGAAUGAGUCACGUGCUCUAAGCGUUUUACAAAAAGCUCUCAUCGCCAACCCUAUUUUGUGCUUUAAACAUAGCAUAACGUCACACGAAAUAUAUUUAUAACGUUAUCCAGUUCUUUACGUCGGCUCAUGUAACGUAGCGGUUACAGUCAAAAUGAUCCCAGCAAGAUGUUAAACCAUGGUUGUAGCUUCAGCAUUAUUAUGUCAUUAAACCGGCUAUGUAUUUUGAUAGCAAGCGCCCAAAUAUUCCUUAAGCGUAUUCAACGAUGGACACACCUUAUUGGAUGAAAAGUAUGUUCGGAUUCCGCGCAUCUUAUCACAAUGGAGUGCUGUGCUGAGCUGCCAAUUCCUCUAAGCGGGAGGAACUACCAGCUUUAAAUUUAACUUCAUUUACACGAGUGGUCGUAAACCCUGGGCGAAAUAAGCUUACUCAUAUUGUGCCCAACAGGAGUGAACGUACUCCAUACGGGGCGUGGAUCAUAGGGAUCCUUAGAAAUCGAGCUGCGGUAUAUAUGACAUCAAAAAGAGUGGCCAGCACUGCCUUUGUUCUUACACUCUAAAACAUGCGCAGCCUUCGUGACGUAUCUCAUUCUCAAACGAUAAUCGUUAUCUAUCUUGCGUGCAUUCCUUUCUUUUACAUUCGGCGCUCACAAUUUUCCUGUCAAGAACGCUAAGUCACGGCUGAUACGCGCAUCCCAUUCCUCACCUGAAAGUACCGGGCGAGCAGAGCUGAACAUGGGAAAUGCAUGCAAGAUGGGGGGCAAAUUUAAUAUUGUUUGAAUACACGAUAAACCCCUGUGGGUGAAAACUUUGCUUGCAAUGCACUCUAAAAAUUACGUACCAUAGUUUAACUUUGUCACAAAACAAUUUUCAAUCGUCAUCAAUCAUGUCUGCACUUUCCUACCAAAGACGUCAAGUGUCUCGGCGAGGGUUUCCUACGGGUAAGCAUAACGUACGAGUUCAGUGACGAAAAUAAACACUAUAGCGUACACGAUUUUUGAGAAUAUGGCACUGUGAAAAAUGGAGUAACCGAAAAUAACGAAAGUUUGAACAGUUUAACAGUGCAGUGCCACACUGAAAUGGGUGAUUGAAGUAACGUAGAUAAACUAUCAUUCAGACUCAUGUUGCCAUUCCUGUCGAGCGUUUUAGUCAUAUAAAGGCAGCUCAAGGCUCAGAAGAAAGCAUGAAUGUUUCCGGACUUGAACAUACUUUGCUCAAUCCUUCGAAAAACAAAAGUUUUGUUAAGACAAAACAUUUUAUAGAUAACUUUCAUACGCAGGCUCAAGUCAUUUCGUCAUUGUACAUUUGUGGAAUAAAAUCAUGCCAAGCCAG